AGCUACUCCAAAUUUUUGGCAUACCAUACAUCAUAGCUCCCAUGGAAGCAGAGGCACAGUGUGCAUUUAUGGAACAAUUAGACCUUGUUGAUGGCAUUGUCACUGACGAUUCUGAUGUAUUCUUAUUUGGAGCAAGGAGCGUGUACAAAAAUAUUUUUGAUGAUCGCAAAUAUGUGGAGACAUAUUUUAUGAAGGACAUUGAGAAGGAGCUAGGCUUGAGCAGAGAUAAAAUAAUCCGCAUGGCAAUGCUCCUAGGAAGUGAUUACACAGAAGGAAUCAGUGGUAUUGGUAUUGUCAAUGCUAUUGAAGUUGUGACUGCUUUUCCCGAGGAGGAUGGGCUUCAGAAAUUUCGUGAAUGGGUUGAAUCACCUGAUCCUACCAUUUUAGGAAAGACUGAUGCAAAAACAGGUUCGAAGGUAAAGAAGCGUGGGUCUGGCUCUGUAGAUAAUAAAGGAAUCACUGCAGGUGCCUCGACUGAUGACACUGAAGAAAUCAAGCAAAUCUUCAUGGAUAAACAUAGAAAGGUAAGCAAGAACUGGAAUAUUCCAACAACUUUCCCUAGUGAGGCUGUUAUUUCAGCCUACUUAAACCCACAAGUCGAUCGGUCGACUGAAAUUUUCUCGUGGGGCAAGCCUGAUCUUUCAGUUCUUAGAAAGCUAUGCUGGGAAAAGUUUGGUUGGAACGGCAAGAAAACAGAGGAUCUACUACUACCAGUUUUGAAGGAGUAUGAAAAGCGCGAGACGCAACUUCGGAUAGAAGCUUUCUAUUCCUUUAAUGAAAGAUUUGCAAAGAUCCGUAGUAAAAGAAUCAACAAAGCUGUCAAAGGAAUUGGCGGAGGUCUAUCUUCAGAAGUGGCGAGUCAUACUCUCCAGGAAGGUCCAAGGAAACGAAAUAAGAAAAGAGUUGCUCCUCAAGAAACUGAAGAUAACAACACUUCAGAUAAAGACUCACCUAAAGCCAAUGAGAAAGUGAAAAACAAAAGGAAGUGCUUAGAAAAACCAUCUAGUAGUGGAGGCAGAAGCAGAGGCAGAGCCCAGAAAAGAGGACGAGGUAGAGGAAGAGUCCAAAAAGAUAUCCUUGAGCUAUCAGAAGACACCUCUGAUGAUGAUGACAAGGUAGUAGAGUUGCCGGCAAAACCAGGCAAUCUUCAAAAAGUGCGAAGGUCAACCCAAUCUCGGAACCCUGUGAAGUACAAUGCAAAAGAAGAUGAUGAACUGGAGGAGUCAAGAAGCCAUGGAGGAUCCCUUAAUGAGAAUUUGGAAGAUGAUGGCCAAGGCGGAAUAGGAAAUGUCUCUGCAGAAACAACCAUCGAUGAUGCAUCAAUCAACAAUUGUCCUUCUGAAGAUUAUAUUCAAACGGGAGGUGGAUUCUGUGCAGAUGAAGCGGAUGAGACUGGAGAUGCUCAUUUGGAAGAUAAAGCUACCGAUGAUUACAGAGUGAUUGGUGGCGGAUUCUGUGUAGAUGAAGAUGAAACAGCAGAGGAAGAUGCAAUGGAGGAUGAUGUAGAGAUGUUAAAUAUGGAGAGUGAAGAAGGACAAAAGAAAGGUAAACGUCGAAAUGAAGAAGAUAAUGAAUCAUCAUUGGAGAAAAAUGUUGAGAUUGAUUUUGGGAAUUCUUCUUCAGUUGGUGGAUUAAAUGCUAUGCCUUUCUUGAAGAGAAAGAAAAGGAAGAGCUGAACAACUCAAUAGUAUAUCAUCGUUAAGUAGGAAGUAAAAACGUUUGGCAAAGUUAACAAUGUGAAUAUAUAAAUCUUUGAAGCUACAACUUUUGUUUUAGUAGGAAAAGGGUUGCCGGACUA
Camelina sativa (false flax) is the source of this 1798-nucleotide messenger RNA. Lineage: Eukaryota; Viridiplantae; Streptophyta; Magnoliopsida; Brassicales; Brassicaceae. The record is from RefSeq and is a predicted model, not a curated record.